Messenger RNA from Penaeus indicus, 4521 nucleotides. RefSeq lists its product as uncharacterized. Bases 1 to 4521 code for a protein of 1506 amino acids. Gene Ontology annotation, biological process: activation of GTPase activity; regulation of small GTPase mediated signal transduction. Gene Ontology annotation, molecular function: protein binding; GTPase activator activity. NCBI's taxonomy places the organism in Eukaryota, Metazoa, Arthropoda, Malacostraca, Decapoda, Penaeidae. The record is from RefSeq and is a predicted model, not a curated record. The transcript is spliced from 18 exons. Gene Ontology annotation, cellular component: cytoplasm.
AUGUCAGCCAUUUGCUUCGUGUGUAACCUGCCCAUCCUGAGCCACCAGGUGGGUCUGGUGUGGGAGGGAGGCAAUGGCUACGACGAGCUGGCGAGCGAGAGUUCGUCCCCGCGGCCCCGUGUGGGUCGCAGGGACUCCUCCGCCCAGAUCACCACCAUCGAGCCCCCGAGGGAGGUGCGGGAGACCUCCCCUCCCACGUCCCGCAGGCGGCGGUCUUCCCUGGCGCAGCUCACCGACCUCCUUCGCGACUGGGGCCGCCGGGAGCCGGCUGAGCAGCGCUCCACCAGCACCUGCACGUCGACCACCAGCACCCCCGUGGGGCCUCUCACGCGCCGGGAGAGCCGCGACCUCAGCCGGCGGGAGUCCCUCGCUGACAUCGCCAAGUCCUUGCCGUGGCGUCGCAAGGAUUCGAUCGUGGAGGUGCCGCGCAUCAAGACACGCCGCGAGUCCUCUGCGGAGAUGAAGAAGCGAAGGCAGAGCGGCACGGACAUCCGCACCGACAUCGUCAAGUUCCUGGCCCGGAGGGAGAGCGUCGCGGAGAUCCUGCGGCGGCGGAGGGAUUCCCUAGAGCACGAGAAGAAGGAGAGGCGCGACUCCACCACGCAGGUGUACACGCGGACCAGCCGCAACAGCGUGGACAAGACGGCGUCUCCGGACCGGCCGGAGAUCCAGUCCCCGCGCAUAAUCUCCUCCCCCGAGCCCCGCGACCUCGUGCCCAGACCCAUCGUCACCACGCAGGUGUCGGGCGAGUCGCACGUGUCGCAGAACUCGCUCUCCUCACAGAUGUCGACGGGCGGCAAGGACCAGGGGGAGCCGGGCAUCUCGGAGCCCAAGUCUCCCGUGUCUUCCCCCGCGCCCUCGUCCCCCACCACCGCUAUCAGGAGGGACUCCACCACGCAGAUCUACCGCGGGAGGAGGGACUCGCGGCCCCAGGUGUCGCCGGAGCGAGGCGGGGGGAGAGGGAGUCGCGAGCCGUCGCCGAAGUUCCGCGGCCUCAGACGGCAGUCCACCGCCAUCGAGGAGGGCCUGCCCCUCCCGGGCUCCCGUCGGGGCUCGCGGCCCUUCCUCUCCCCCGACGGCCCGGAAACCGACGGCAUGUCCAGGAAGUGUCGCCGGGACUCGCUCUCGCCGGACUCCGCCGCGGUGGAGGAGCUGUCCCUGGGCAGGAAGGGGCGGCGCGACUCGCGGCCACACCUCUCCCCUGAGGCCAGCGAUUCGAACUCCCGCGAGACGUCGCCGAGGAGCAGGCUGAGGCGGCAGUCGACGACGGCGGCGGAGUACUGCGGGCGGGGCCGGCGGCCCUCGCGCUCGCCGCGCUCGCCCGACUCCUCCUCGACGUGCUCCUCCAGGGAGCACUCGCCGAAGGAGAUCGGGCUGCGGCGGCAGUCCACCACGGAGGAGAUCCUGCUCUCGCGGGGCUUCCGGCGCCAGUCGACCACCGAGGACAUCAUGCGGGCCAGGAACUUCCGGCGCCAAAGCACGCAGAGCGAAGAGAUGUCCAAGUCGCGGGGACGGAGGGACUCGAGUGCGCAGAUCACGGACGGGACGCUGGCCACCAUGACCGUCGAGACGUCGUGCGCCUUCUUCGACACGUCCACGCAGACAGAAGGCUCGCUCUACGACAACAACAACUACCACGAGGAAUGCCUUCGGUGCAACUCCUGCGGCCUCAACCUGACGGGGCCGAACCAGACUCGGGCUCGACGCUACAAGAAUCAGUUCCUGUGCGACCUCCACUUCGCCGACGUCGCCCUCAUGGAGACCUCGGACUUCCUGCAGCAGCUGAGGUCCUUCAAGCCGCAGAGUCUCGGGUGCGCCGUCGCCAGGAGGAAGUCGUCGACCACGCUGAUCUUCCCGCUUCCUCCCCAGGCGUGUGCAGACGAGUUCUGCGCGGGCUACCCCCACCAGCUGAUCCCGACGCCCGGCUACUGGAUCGAGUGCGCCGGCCAGAACGUCCCCGACGACACCAUCUGGGACGAGUCGGAGCCCGAGCUGGAGGACGGCUCCCCCCAGAGCGACCACCCCGACAAGGCCGACCAGAACAUCCAGAGUUCGAAACGUUACGAUUCAUGUUCAGUUCUUGUCGUGCCGGUCAUCAACGAGCCCUCGCGCCAGAAGACGUGCAUCCAGGAGCAGUACGAGCGCACCGGCCAGUUCGAGCUCACCAGCAUCGAGCAGGAGACGUACGAGAAGUACUUUUACGGCACGGAGCACUGGAAUUACUUCACGCAGGACGAGGACCUUGGACCUGUGAUCCUCUCACUCAAGCAGGAGACCUCCAACGGCCGAGAUCAAUUCAGGAUCAUGGUGCGAGGGAUCUCCUACACGGUGCACGGACUCGUCCCUGCUUCCUGUGUCUUCGCCGACCGCUACAACCGCGAGGAGGUCGUCAGGUCCUUCGGCCGGGAAAUUAACCUGAACCCACCGCUGGUCCUCGGCCAGUUGCCGGACAUCCCGGAAGAACUGCUCAAGCUGGACCAGGUGUUUAUCAAGAGUGAGCUGAAGGUGGGCGUGGUUUACGUCAGAGACAACCAGUUUACCGAAGAAGAGAUCUUGGACAACAACGAAACGUCUCCGCUGUUUGAGGAAUUCCUUCAGAUCUUGGGAGAUAAAGUCAGGUUAAAAGGCUUCGACAAGUACAAGGGCGGCCUGGACACAGUUCACGACCUGACCGGGCUGUACAGCGUGUACGCCCUCUGGAGGAACAUCGAGAUCAUGUUCCACGUCUCCACGCUGCUGCCCUACGAGAAGCACGACCCGCAGAAGCUCCAACGGAAGCGCCACAUCGGGAACGACAUCGUCUGCGUCGUCUUCCUGGAGGCGGACAACACGCCCUUCUCGCCCGCCUGCAUCAAGUCCCACUUCCUGCACACCUUCAUCGUGGUCAGGACGAGUCCCAGGAUCAAGUUCAAGCCCACGCGAUAUGAGGUGGCCGUCGUCUCGCGGGACGAAGUGGGCGCCUACAAGCCGUACCUGUGGGAGCAGAGCUGCUUCGAGAAGGGCCCCAUGUUCCGCGAGUGGCUCCUCACCAAGAUCGUGAACGGCGAGAGGGCGUCCUACUCCGCCCCGAAGUUCGCGCGAAUGCAGGACCGCACCAGGUCGCAGAUGCUCGAGGACCUGGUGAACAACCUGCAGAACCACGCCGAGACUGGACAGAUCCCCAAACCAUACAGACGCGGUUCUUGGCGACCGAUUGGCCACAUGCGUCCCUCCUCGCCCUUGCUGGACUCGGUGCGAGACCUGUUCGAGGGCCACGACCAGCUUGCCAAGGACUUCACACGUGCCUUUCAUAACAGCGAAAACCACUUCAACAACAUGCUGUUCGAUGUCUCCUUCAUGGUCGGGGCCGGGAAGGAGAAGUCUAAGCUGUACGGCGUGAGGGCCAUUCUCGGGGUGCGGAGCAGAGUGUUCCAGGAGAUGCUGUAUGGGUUCAGCACCGGGUUCGGAUCACCGCAGGUCUCGGUAGCCGACAUCCUGGCCCGCGCCGUCCCCACGCUGCACUCACCUUCUCACAAGCCAAAGAGCUCAAACUUUCUGCAGGUCCCAGAUAUCGAGACGCCCCGCCCCAAGAGCGUGCCCAACUCCCCGAUAGUGAUGCGGGCGUUCUCUCGCCUGGGCACCCUCACCUCCGGCUGGGGGAGGUCGUCCAAGAAACACGACCGCCUCUCCGUCGAAGACAAGAAGAAGUGGGCCUCGUCGCAGGACUGCUCAGGAAAAGAAGGCAAGGAGAAACAAGCGGACAAGAACGCGCUGUCCGUGCCCCGGUUAAGCGUGUGUGCGGACGGCGGGAAGGUAGACCGUGCCCGGUUAUGUCAGACGGAGUUCACGAUCAUAGAGUUCGAACACGACACCUUGAGGAUCCUACUGGACUACCUACACACCGGCUCCUGCCCUCUGACCUGCACCUCCAUCCCGGGCCUCAUCUGCGCCGCCGAGCACUACGACCUCCCCGAACUCCUGCAGGCUUGCUUCCACCACGCCAAGCAGUUCCUUCGGAUAGAAGUGGUAUGCAACAUGCUGAGCAGCCUUGAGAACUAUUACUGGCGAUACACAUCCGCGUCGGAGCUGGUCAACAUGAUCCUUGCUUUCGUCGAGACCAGGGCGGUGCAGGUAUUCGAAAGUCCGGACUUCCUUCAGCUGUCGGAGUCGAUGGUCAACAUGAUGAUGGCGCGAAACCUCGAAGUCGCCGAGAUCACGAAGUUCGAGGCGAUGCUCACGUGGGCCAAGAACCGAGUGAGAGUGAAGGGCGCCUCGAAAGUGGACUCCCGCGUUGAGUUCCGCUGCAUCAUGGAGAGGCUGACGAGGGAGCUCAAACUGUAUAGGAUUUCUCCGCAGGAUCUCAUCAAGAUCGUGCUGCCGAGCAAGGCCAUCAAGAACGAGCGCAUCCUCGAGACGCUCAUGUUCCAGGCCAACUCGGGGAUGUACCGCAUCAAUGAUUCCUACCUGGAGGCGUGUCAGCAGAGACUCCAGAAACAGGAUUCCAAGUUCAGCGAGUGGGAAUCGUUCGACUACGGCCUAUAG